This is a messenger RNA of Mytilus californianus (California mussel), 775 nucleotides long. RefSeq names its product putative nuclease HARBI1. The transcript has a single exon. The record is from RefSeq and is a predicted model, not a curated record. NCBI's taxonomy places the organism in Eukaryota, Metazoa, Mollusca, Bivalvia, Mytilida, Mytilidae. Bases 1 to 690 code for a protein of 229 amino acids.
AUGACAACUGAUCGAGCACAGCUGCAUAACAUGAUGGAAGGCUUUUACAGCAUUGAUGACUUCCCAAAUAUCGUCGGAGCAAUAGACGGGACGCACAUUAGAAUAAAAUCUCCAUUAGAAGAUGAACAUUUAUAUGUGAACAGAAAAAACUACCACUCUAUUAAUGUUCAAGGAGUUUGUGACUCUAACAUGAAAUUUCUAAACAUUGUAGCUAAAUGGCCAGGUGCAACUCACGACGCCUUCAUUUGGGCUAAUUCUAGCUUGAGUGAAAUGUUUGAGGACGGAACAAUUGAUCAUGGAUGGCUGAUAGGAGAUAGUGGGUAUCCACUUCGACCAUGGCUUCUCACUCCUGUGCUUAACCCAACAACGAGAAAUCAACAAAGAUACAAUGCUUCCCAUAUGAAGACGAGGAGCGUUGUCGAAAGGAGUUUUGGAGUAUUAAAAUCACGUUUCCGUUGCAUAGAUGCAAGUGCUGGCACAUUGCUUUACAGACCAUUAAAAUGCUGUGACAUUUUUAUUGCUGUUGCUGUUUUACAUAAUAUGUGUAUAGCAAAUAGAAUCCCAUUGCCGGCAGACAUUGACCGAACUCGCCCAGACCAAGGACACAUAGACAGACAACAGUAUGUCGGCCAUUUGAAUGAUGGUGCAAAUGUUAGAAACAGGCUGAUAAAUGGAAGAUUUGGACAUUGAAUAAAUUGUAUCAUCCAAUUACUUUUUAAUAUUGUAUUUUUUAUCAUUACAACUACCAGAUAUUUAUUAAAUCCUCUACUCUUUG